AUGUGUCGAGUGACCUUAUUCAACAUCCGCCUCUGCCCCUGUAAGGACAUUACAUGCGCCCUCGUCCGCCCCGUCGAGCUUGACGCAGCUCAGACAGCCAAGUUCCCCACACGCGCCCACAUCCAUUCGGCGGACGAAGUCGUCCUGCCCGAGGUUCUGCCCUGUGCAAGCUUCUUCGACGCGGGCCACUUUGACGUCCUGGUCGCCUCGGGCGGGGGCGACCUCGCCCUGGCCCAGUCAGCCCGGCCGCCCACGGAGCUGAUGAUCCGGGCGCGGCUCGAGGAGAAAACACAGUGGGAGCGGACAAGGGAAGAGGCUCAGGCCAAAAAGACUGAGGCUGCGAAGGAACGUGCUCAGCAGAAGGCCAAGAUGGCGAAGGACCAGUAA
Molecule: messenger RNA, 387 nt
Organism: Verticillium alfalfae VaMs.102
Lineage: Eukaryota; Fungi; Ascomycota; Sordariomycetes; Glomerellales; Plectosphaerellaceae
Exons: 2
Coding region: 1-387 (128 amino acids)
Source: RefSeq, a predicted model, not a curated record